Molecule: messenger RNA, 562 nt
Organism: Caenorhabditis angaria
Lineage: Eukaryota; Metazoa; Nematoda; Chromadorea; Rhabditida; Rhabditidae
Source: the annotation of a GenBank genome assembly
AUGAACUCGAAUGUAGAUUUGAAACUUGGUUUUAAGGUGAGUUGAAGUGAAGAAUUUGAUGUAGAAGCUAUGCAGAUUUUGUUUUCCAGAUUGGUUUGAUUAUUGUGGGAGUGGUGCAUUUGUUGUUGGGUUUGACGGUUGUAAUUCAAGCUAUUGGGUUUGUUCAUAAAUACUACAGGAAUCUUGUUAUUUUUUGGGAAUAUCAAAUUUUUUCAGAGAAAAUAUUCUACUUGAUGACGUUCUCGAUGAACAGGACAAAAUUAGUUUUACUCGUACAAAAAAAAUAGAAAAAGAAGCCACAAUUAUACCAGCUGUUUUCAUGCCAUUCAUUGUUGGAACAGUCUGUCUGAUCUCCGUCUGCGCCAAACGAUAUUUUAUAUUUUUUGUUAUAAUUGGUGCCAAUAUUCUUGAACUCAUCCUAUUUAUUGUUGCAUUGGUGCGCUCUCAUCAAGUCUAUGGUGGUUUGAGUGAUCAUUUUGAUAUGUGGAGAAAGGCAGACAAAAAUAAGACAAUGCUAUCGAUUGAGAAAAAUUUGUAUGAAUGUCAUUGGAAUCAGGUCUGA